GUACAUAUGCUUUUGUUUCCUUCUCAGGGGCACAGCGAUUGCGGGCAUCAUGUUUGGAAUCGUGUUCAUCAUGGGGGUCAUUGCGGGAAUCGCCAUAUGCAUCUGCAUGUGCAUGAAAAACAACCGGGGGACCCGCGUGGGAGUCAUCAGAACAGCACACAUCAAUGCCAUCUCCUAUCCCAUGGCACCGCCCCCCUAUACUUAUGACCAUGAGAUGGAAUACUGCACAGAUCUGCCGCCACCAUACUCUCCAGCCCCACAGGCUUCAGCACAGCGCUCGCCACCCCCUCCGUAUCCUGGAAAUCCAAGGAAAUAUUCCUCCUCUCAGAACAGACUAUGUGAUAAUUAGCAAUUUCACCCGGAACGAAAUGCCUCAAUUUAGA
Messenger RNA from Grammomys surdaster, 383 nucleotides. RefSeq names its product cysteine and tyrosine rich 1 (gene Cyyr1). The transcript has 2 exons. NCBI's taxonomy places the organism in Eukaryota, Metazoa, Chordata, Mammalia, Rodentia, Muridae. The record is from RefSeq and is a predicted model, not a curated record. The annotation marks the transcript as partial.